Molecule: messenger RNA, 932 nt
Organism: Nasonia vitripennis (jewel wasp)
Lineage: Eukaryota; Metazoa; Arthropoda; Insecta; Hymenoptera; Pteromalidae
Exons: 2
Coding region: 180-749 (189 amino acids)
Source: RefSeq, a predicted model, not a curated record
UACGUCCUUCAACAUAAUGACGUAAUUAAGGCGACUCGCUGAUGUAUCGGUGAAAGCGAAAAUUUCGCUGCAAUCGAUCCUUCAAUUAUAUACCAUUAAGCGUACCUUUAAACUAGCGACCUUAUAGCGACUCUACCCAGUUUUCGAGCAGCAAUCGACAUCGAAUCAACAGCAGCACCAUGUACUCGAAGACGAUUUUCGUUUUCCUAGUAAGCCUGGCCAUAGCCCAGGGCAUCGGGAUCGGCAAAUCAACCGAUCAUGCGUUCGAGAUUUCGCCAUCAACCGGACAGGGAGUCAGGCAGAUUAUUCUCAAGGGUAGCGAACUAGCCCUGGCUGUAAUCAAGGCGAUCGUGAGAUUAAUGUUGAAAUUGCUUGUGAAAAUCGUUCGCACUCGCGUUGUGCAAUUGGCUUUUACUUCGGGGCUGUACGUGCUGGUCCGUGCACUAUUCGUUAACAUGUUCGACUGCCGCUCUAAGGGCAACAUCGCUACCAUACGUACCUGUAUGGUGCAAGCCGAAAACUUUACCGACACGCAUUUCAGCCAGGAAAAACGAGUGAUGAUGUCGAAAGCAGUCCAGGAAGCCCUCGCGGAUUACGAGCGUUAUUUGGAGUCGGAACCCUCGGAGACGAUUCAGCCGGUUGAUAUCGAUGAAAGAAAAGACGACCUGAAAAUCGCGGUGGUGUCUGACCCUCGUGAGGUAGAAGAGGUACCGAACGAAGAAGAUAACGAGACAAUAUCUUACAUAUGAGUAGUUAAUUUUUGACUGCAGACUAAAGUACACAUUUGAUAUUUACUAGCAAAUAAUUUUUAUAAGAAAGACGAAAAAACUCGCACGGUAUUUUGAAAGUCGCGCGCUUUUCAAAAAUGAUGUUGAAAUAAUUGUAAAAAUUAUUUUAAAUACCAUGUAUAUAAGUAGCAAAGCUGUAAUAAA